This is a messenger RNA of Penicillium nucicola, 2058 nucleotides long. RefSeq lists its product as uncharacterized. The record is from RefSeq and is a predicted model, not a curated record. Gene Ontology annotation, biological process: regulation of DNA-templated transcription. The transcript has 14 exons. Gene Ontology annotation, cellular component: nucleus. Gene Ontology annotation, molecular function: transcription cis-regulatory region binding; zinc ion binding; DNA-binding transcription factor activity, RNA polymerase II-specific. The coding region runs from base 1 to 2058 and encodes 685 amino acids. Lineage: Eukaryota; Fungi; Ascomycota; Eurotiomycetes; Eurotiales; Aspergillaceae.
AUGGCUGAUGCAGAUUGCAGUCCAUACACAGGCAUGGAUGCCGAUGACUUGCAUCUUAUUCCAGUGCCCGUAGGGAAAAAGCGGAUUCCGAAAGCGUGUAGUUCUUGUCGACAGUCGAAGGUGAAAUGUGAUGGGCAGAGACCGUGUACGAGAUGCCAAAAGCUAGAGAAACAAUGUGUUUUCUUCGAGAGUCCAAAGGACCCUGUCUCAGAAAGAAUAGAGGGUGUCGAAUCAGAAGUCCAAUAUCUGCGACGCCAACUGGAUGAGAUGCGUGAAUUAAUCCAGCAAAGUCGCGCUCACAGAACCCCAGAGUCACAAGUAAUACACUCCCCAACCCAAACCCGUGAUGGGCAGCAUCAAGUACGCCGCGAGAGUUUCUGCGGCUCUUCAGGCUCUCACUAUCCUCACUCACACGAUAAUGCUCGCGAUGAGCUUCCUACUAUGCCAGUCCCAGGGUCCAGUGGGUAUAUGCAUAAUCAUCAGCAUCAACGAUCCCUGCCAUCUAUACCAACCCUCUCUCCCAACGAGAUUUCAACGCACUCCAUCUAUGGAGCAUCAAAUCAGAUCAUUACUCGUCCACUCAAAAGGAAACGGUCUGGCUUUGAAAUUCGAGAGGAACCCAUUUCCGAUUUCAUUGACAAGGGUCUCAUUACGCCGGAGUAUGCAGUAUCUUAUUUCAAUACAUUCUUUGAAGGAUGUGACAGAUACAUCCCAAUCUUUGACCCGGAGUACGACACAUUCGAGUCUGUGCGAUCUCGAAGCAGCAUUCUCCUUAAUGCUAUAUGUACGAUUGGCUGUAUGGUCGAGACACGAUCUGGUGGCCCAAUGUCGGACAUGUUACACGCCGAACUGAAAAGAUGGAUCAACGUAAUCGUCCAGAACAAACAGCUCAACUGCCUGGAAUCCGUGCAAGCAAUGCUGGUCGUUGCUUGCUACUCGUCCGAACGCUCUUUGAUCUUAUCAUUCGCUACUCGCAUGGCCCUAGAUCUGGAGCUUCAUGAAGCAUUCGAUGAACUGACUCAGCGCCUCGCGAUCAAAAAUGAUGAUAUGGCUUAUGCGCUGCCGCAUCAGAUGUUUGAAGAGGAGAGGGCUUUAAUGUGGAAGGCGAGGACUUGGUUUGGACUUUUGGUUUUGGAGCACAUUUUCCGUGUUGAUGGCGGGAAACCGCCUGGUAUUCGAUUGAAAGGGAAUGCUCGGCGCUGUCGAGUUUUGCUUUCUCAUUCUUCUUCGACAAUUCUGGAUUUGAGGCUAUUUUCUCAGGUUGAGUUGAACAUUCUCAGAGCCAAUGUGGGCGAUACUUUGGGAGGAGGCACGACACUUGAUGGACAGAGCAUAACCGACUAUGUCCAUGACAUGAAGAUUGAACUUGAUUUAUGGUUUGAUGACUGGCUACGCAUCAUCGAGAGCUGCAAUGCCGCCAAAGAAGAAAAACCAUCUCUCCUCGUCGCUCUCCGAGUACAAAAAUGCUGGGCUGAAAUGAUGCUCAACUGCAAAGCAUUACGAGCCAUGGGCGUCGAGAACGUCGCGACCAUGUCCACCACGGAACGAACAGUUCUCCUAACAGCAAAAGCAAGUGCCCGCCGCCAUCUCCGACUAAUAAUAGUCCAGCCAGACUUUUACCUCGCGAAGCUGAAAUACGCCAUGGACUUCGUCUGGGCAAAAUGUGCUUUCUCUUUCUUAUUAUUGCUGAAACUAUCACGUCUGCUUCCCGAGCGAGACGAGGAGCACCAAGAGCUUCUCGAUCACGGCAACCAACUCGUGUCGGAAUUGAGCAAGGCAGGCUCGAGCGGAACCCAGUCUGGUGCUGGGAAUAUUUACUUGCAAAUUUUGAAAGUGAGCAUCGAGAAAUAUGGACGUGCCUUGCGGGAAACGCAACAGCCAGGUUCAGAUGGACAACCCGCUACAUCGCCGUUCUGGGAGCUAUUUGAUGCACAGGCUGAUCUUCAGUGGUUCAUACCUGAGCAAUUUGUCUCUGAGUGGGACUUUCCGGGGUUGAAUUUGUUUUACUUUCCUACUGCCUGGCAGGACUUUUUUGGGGAUUUUUCGUUGGCCAUGUAA